Molecule: messenger RNA, 1125 nt
Organism: Arctia plantaginis
Lineage: Eukaryota; Metazoa; Arthropoda; Insecta; Lepidoptera; Erebidae
Source: the annotation of a GenBank genome assembly
AUGGCCAAAGCAAAAAUUGUUCCUUCAGGAUCGUUAAAAACACAAAGUAUGGAGGACAAGGCGUCUCUAAAAGAACUGGAUCAAUGGAUAGAGCAACUAAACGAAUGCAAGCAGUUGACAGAAAAUCAAGUAAAAACGUUAUGCGACAAGGCAAAGGAGAUUCUCACGAAGGAGUCUAACGUGCAAGAGGUGAAAUGCCCCGUAACUGUCUGCGGGGACGUCCACGGACAGUUCCACGAUUUGAUGGAACUGUUCCGUAUUGGCGGGCGUUCGCCGGACACGAACUACCUGUUCAUGGGGGAUUACGUCGAUCGCGGUUACUACAGCGUUGAGACAGUCACAUUGCUUGUCGCCCUCAAGGUUAGAUACCGCGAAAGAAUAACAAUUCUGCGAGGCAAUCACGAAUCCCGUCAAAUCACCCAAGUUUACGGUUUUUAUGACGAGUGCCUCCGCAAAUACGGCAAUGCGUCCGUGUGGAAGCAUUUCACGGAUUUGUUCGACUUUCUGCCGCUCACCGCUCUGGUGGACGGCCAGAUCUUCUGCUUGCACGGUGGGCUCAGUCCUUCUAUCGACACCCUCGACCACAUCCGCGCCCUCGACCGCUUGCAAGAGGUGCCCCACGAAGGGCCUAUGUGCGAUCUGCUGUGGAGCGAUCCUGAUGACAGAGGCGGAUGGGGCAUAUCGCCGCGUGGGCUCAUCAACUCGUUAUGGAGGGUUAUAAUUGGUGCCACGAUAGAAAUGUCGUCACUAUAUUCUCAGCACCUAACUACUGCUAUAGAUGUGGCAACCAGGCCGCCAUUAUGGAAUUGGAUGAUGCGCUUAAGUACUCAUUCCUUCAGUUCGACCCGGCCCCGCGACGCGGUGAGCCUCAUGUCACGCGACGGACGCCAGAUUACUUCAUGUAGGCUGCACAGGAGGCGCAUAUCAAGCAGGUGUCGGGUGGGUGGGGCGGGCGCGGGCGCGGUGCGGCGGGCCCGCAGCGCACGCGGCGCGCUCGCCUCGCCUCGCUCGUGCGCGUGGCGCACUGGCUCGCGCACGUGUAGCGCCCCGCCCCGCGCCGCCCCCGCUGGUAUGUUCAACCCGAGCGGUUGGACCUCAUUAAACUCGUUCGCUCCCGACCGGUAG